This is a messenger RNA of Striga hermonthica, 570 nucleotides long. The record is from the annotation of a GenBank genome assembly. NCBI's taxonomy places the organism in Eukaryota, Viridiplantae, Streptophyta, Magnoliopsida, Lamiales, Orobanchaceae.
AUGAAGAUCGAUUCGCCACUAUUAUCGUCUACCAGGCGGCGAGCAGCGGUUGCAUUCACGGCUGGGCUCUCUGUUAUUUUCUUGCUUCUAAUCAUUGGGAUCUACACAGGCCCAGAUAUCUCCCAGAAGGAGCGCUCAAGCACUUCCCAGAACAGAAACCUCUCCAUUACUCUCCGCAAGCUCCUUGACAACGCAGAAAAAGAACUGCAAGGUCAAAAUGAGACCUCUGAGGACAUUGGUGUGGAGCCAAACCGAAUAUGGAGCGACAGGUGUUCGAAAUCAGACAUCAUCGUAAGCCAGGGCCCCACGGAGCCGCUCCCGAAUGGGAUUCCGACCUACACGGUCGAGAUAAUGAACGUCUGUGUCUCGGGCUGUGACAUCUCGGCUAUACACCUCAGGUGCGGCUGGUUCAGCUCGGCCCGGCUCGUGAACCCGAGGGUCUUCAAGCGGCUCGACUUCGACAACUGUCUUGUUAACAACGGCAAGCCGCUGACCAACGGCCGCACGCUAUCUUUUCAGUACGCCAACACAUUUCCGUACUCCAUGACCGUUUCCUCGGUCAGAUGCUGA